This is a messenger RNA of Alternaria atra, 1263 nucleotides long. RefSeq lists its product as uncharacterized. The record is from RefSeq and is a predicted model, not a curated record. The coding region runs from base 1 to 1263 and encodes 420 amino acids. The transcript has 4 exons. NCBI's taxonomy places the organism in Eukaryota, Fungi, Ascomycota, Dothideomycetes, Pleosporales, Pleosporaceae.
AUGAGACCUCGAAUCGCUUCAGGCAUUAUUAUCGCGCUCACUGCCUUGGCUUCUGGCAGGUUCACUGAGAAUCCUCCUGCGCUCUCACCCAAACUUCUCAGCGAUGACCCCUCGAAAGCUCCUCCCGGAUUCAGCCCUCCCGAUCUUAAUGCUCCCGAGUUCGUCCCCGCCUUCGGCGCCAAUGACUUCGACCCAAAUCAUCAAGCUGAUCAGGCUCUUUGGGACAAGUAUCUGAAAAAGGGUGACCACAUGAUGUGUUUGAUGGAAGCCACCGACAAGGGCGCUGGAUGGCUGGAGAAAGAUACGAGGCAACCACCUUCCGCCGCAAGCAGAUGGAAAGGUGACCUCAGGGCUGAGCUCGAAACAUGGUUCUGGCAUGAUUCAGAUCACGAUAAGGGCUGGGCGUGUGAUUUCGAGGGCAUGGGACUCAAGACCGCUUUCGAAGCUCUCGGGCUAGACGCACGGCCAAGGUACGACGACGAGGGUAACCCUCAAGAAGGAGCCAACGAUUGCUUGGCUAUUCAACAUUACGAUCAGAAUCGUGCCGAUCCAGAUGAUGAGUGGGGCCAGAUGAUCCCUGUCAUGGAACAGAAGUACUAUGUCGGGGGCAAGCAGUAUAUGGCAACAGCUGCGUAUUAUGAGUUUGCUGUUAACCACGGUGGAGCGCUGAUUGUCAAAAACAUCGAGAGUCCACGCAACGCCGUGCUUAGAGGCAUGGGUUGGAAACGACCAGCAGGUGCUGGAGAGCUUCCUGAACUCCAGUUCGCGUCUGACAUCCUCUGGGGCUAUUGGUACCGCGACAAUCCGUAUAUGAAGAAACUCCGAGUCUAUGGCGCUCACCAUGUCAUCAAUGCAGACACUAGUCGAUUGGUUGCUCGAGCUUUAAAGAAUGUUGGCAAGACCGCCUUGGAGACUUGGCCGGGUGCCGUUUUCGAGAUUGGGAGCGAGGAAUUCAGGGUCCUGAUCGGCUCACCCAUAGGCGCAACCGCUGGCCACUUGCUCGCAGCCCACAAGGCCGAACUUGGAAUUAAAAGGAUCACGAAGGCGAACGUAGUGACGAACGAGAAGUCACCGUUCAAGGGUAGACAUAACAACUUCGAUAUGCACAUCUUGUUUAGUAUCGAAGACGUACCGUCAGAUGAGGUGACCAAGCCGGGUGAGCAGGCCACUGCCAAAAGAGAGGUGGGCAGAGUGGAUACCAAGAUCCUUAGCGUAAGAAACCGGGGGAAGAACGUGGUCCGGUUGCAUACUAUGAUGGCUUAG